This is a messenger RNA of Glossina fuscipes, 2282 nucleotides long. Its product is annotated as cap-specific mRNA (nucleoside-2'-O-)-methyltransferase 2-like. Gene Ontology annotation, biological process: 7-methylguanosine mRNA capping. Gene Ontology annotation, cellular component: nucleus; cytoplasm. NCBI's taxonomy places the organism in Eukaryota, Metazoa, Arthropoda, Insecta, Diptera, Glossinidae. Gene Ontology annotation, molecular function: methyltransferase cap1 activity. Bases 90 to 2156 code for a protein of 688 amino acids. The transcript is spliced from 2 exons. The record is from RefSeq and is a predicted model, not a curated record.
AAAAGAAAAAUAAGACUGAAAUUUUAAUUAGCCUUGUCCGGUCUAACUCCAUAUCCAAGAAGAUUGAAAUUAAUAGGUUUUAAAUAAAUAUGAUGACCAACACGCCUCAUCCUCCUUUAAGUCCACAGAGCGAUUUUUUCUGUAGCUGGAAAACAAAAGAAGAAACACGAACACUACUGAAUUAUAAAGUGCAACAAAUAUUUGGGAAAUCAUUUGAGUAUCAAAACAAAAUUUCCUGGAUUUUGCCUACUGCUAACGAAUUAUUUAAUGAAUUCUAUCAAUUCGAAAGUCUGCAAGAUUUGAAACUACACCUUAAUGAAGUCAAAAGUAGGCUGAACGAUUAUGAGAUUGAAAAUUGGUCGUUACAUACGAAUCGUAAAGAUCCAUCCGGUGAAAUUGCAUGGCGUUUAAAAAAUGAGACUAAGGCAGAAUUCGUUACAGUUGCUUGGUGCAAAUUUUAUGAGUGCUUGGGUAGAUUCCCCCAGCUAAUAAAAGGGCCCCAGAUGAAUUCGUUGCACUUAUGUGAAGCCCCCGGCGCCUUUAUAGCUGCUUUAAAUCAUUUCUUGUGUUCCCGAUAUGAAAAAAAAGAAAUUCAGUGGCAUUGGUUGGCUUCUACCUUAAAUCCCUAUUAUGAGGGCAAUCCUUGGUUUAACAUGAUCACUGAUGAUCGCUUCAUGUUAUUUACUUUGGAUAAUUGGCUAUUUCAUAAAGAUUUCACGGGCAAUAUCAUAAGUAAAGACAACUUAAAAGAUAUGGCAGAACAAUGCUCGAGACGCUUACCGCAGGGAGAAGUGCACUUAAUUACAGCCGAUGGAUCGGUAGAUUGUGUAGAAUCACCGGACUGUCAAGAGGAGCACGUGUCCUUGUUACAUUUAGCGGAAAUAACAGCAGCCUUAACUGCACUGGCUAAUCACGGCUGUCUAGUAAUGAAAAUGUUUACCAUGUUUGAAUCUAGCAGCGUUUGUAUGUUGUAUUUGCUCAAUUCCGUAUUCGAGAAGGUGCAUGUGACUAAACCGGCCACUUCCAAGCGUGGUAACUCUGAGGUUUAUAUAGUUUGCUUAAAUUAUAAUAAAGAAACUGCAAACUUGAAGGAAAUCUUAAGCGUAAUGAGCGAACAUCUGAACAAAGAGCAACCCAUAGCUGCGUCUUUAUUCAAGAAAUCCCACUUACCGAAAGAUUUUUUAAUGCAACAUGAAAUAUGCUGUCGUCUGUUUAUGAAUCAUCAAAUCACGGCCGUUGAAAAUAAUAUUUUUACUUAUGAACUAAAAGCGAAUCGCAGCGAAGUGAAAUCAAGUCAGUUGCUGCGUUCUCUUGUAUGCCAAGAAUAUUAUCGCAGAUAUAAUGUUAUACAAAUACCCGAAGAAUCGAAAAUACUUUAUAAAUUUACAAAUGCUAUUGAAAAGGGUUUCAAGUUGCAAAUCUAUCGCGGCUCUUAUACGGCGCGCAAUAUGCUAAAGACAGGCAGCAAAGAAGAGCAAAUCUUUAAAUUAAAGACAUAUUUGAACGACAUUGAAAAAUAUAUAAAAAGCGAUAUAUUAAGCGCAGAUGUCUCAAGUGCACAGUUCGCGGAGAGUCACAAAUGCAGGCUAGUCGUCUAUAAAGGAAAAUCCAUAGACAAACUUUGCAGCAGUUUAUUUGUUAAUGUACAGUUAAUAGUGAUGCGCACUAAAUUGAAAACAAUUCAUCAAAUAGAGCCGCUAUGGUUAGGGCAACCGAAAGCUAAACUAGGCGAAGAUUUGGAGGUUAAUUAUUCCAAAAAUGAAAACGGAGACUUUGCCGAUAAGCAGGUUUCAUUCUUCUACGAUAUAUUACACAAUUUGUUAUUGAAAAAAAUUGAUAACUUGGAAUUUACAGAGCUCCCAUUUGUUACGCAUUUCGCGGUUUCUAUUCUAAGAUACUUAGCAGUUAAUGUUUUCGAAACUUUAACCAUAAGUUGGCAUCCUAAAUUUGUUAUCACUCUUAAAGAACCAAAAGGUCAAUAUUGUCACGCUUUGAAAUUGCUGAUCGAGGCCAUGAAAUCUCCCACAAAUGCAAAAGAUAUUCUAUGCUUAAUUGAUAUAAAGGAAUUGCAUCGUAAUGAAUUUAAUCGUAGUUUAACAUAUUUUAAUAAUGAAUUAUUGUUACAUAAGUAUAAACUUCUCUUAGAUGAAAGUUAAAAAUAAUGAAUGUUAAAAUAAUCAAAGUCUUGAAUAUUUAUUAGAUCAUGAACUUUUAAAAGAAUGUUCUCGUGACAGAAAUUUCCUCAUUACACCCCUUCAAACCACACACAGUGUGUUAUCGUA